This is a messenger RNA of Corticium candelabrum, 2357 nucleotides long. RefSeq names its product 52 kDa repressor of the inhibitor of the protein kinase-like. Gene Ontology annotation, molecular function: protein dimerization activity. Bases 121 to 2097 code for a protein of 658 amino acids. The record is from RefSeq and is a predicted model, not a curated record. Lineage: Eukaryota; Metazoa; Porifera; Homoscleromorpha; Homosclerophorida; Plakinidae. The transcript has a single exon.
UCAAAGGGAGGGAAUCCAGGCAUACUCGUGACGGUGCCGUACCAGAAACCAUUCACAAAGGCUCUUGGCAAAGAUGGCGUACUGGUCAUUCAUGAAGGGACGGUCGUGCAUCGACACGCAAUGGUUCAAGCCGACUUGUUCAAACUUAGCUUUGAGAAGGCAGAUUCAAGAGUAGACACGAUGCUACUGAAACACAAAGAUCAGCAAUCCUUGGAGAACAAAGAAAUACUUCGUCAAAUUAUACUAGCUGUAGAAUUUCUGGCAAAACAAGGCUUGCCUCUUCGUGGUCAUAGAGAUGACAAGGUUGAUUUUGCAACUGAAGGAUCUAACAGGGGCAACUUCAUUGCUGUACUACAGCUCUUGGCCAAAGGAAACAGCACUCUUCAAAAGCACCUUCUCUUUGCAAAACGAAAUCAGAAGUACACAAGUAAAACCAUACAAAAUGAAAUUGUUCACGUUUAUGCCAAUAAGACCAGAGAGCGACUAACUGCACAUCUGAGAGAAGAGCAGUUACCAUUUGCAAUCAUUGCUGACGAAGCUACAGACCCUCAUGCAAACCAAGAGGUCCUUUCACUGUGUUUGAGGUUUGUUGAUUUACACUCAGCUUGUAGUCCAGUCAUCAAGGAGUGCCUGAUUGAUUUCAUCUAUCUGGAAAGAGCAAAUGCCUUGACAAUAUCCGAGGAAAUAUUGAAGUCUCUGUCCAAACCACCAGUCUCUUUAGAUCCCAACAAUAUCAGGGGGCAGGCAUAUGACGGCGCUGCGGUUAUGUCGUCUAACAUAGCCGGGGUUCAAGCCAGAAUCAAGGAAACGGCGCCAUUGGCCAUUUUCACCCACUGCUAUUCUCAUUGCCUCAAUCUUUCUGUUGCGGCAACAAGCAAAGUCCAAGAAGUUAGAAAUCUCAUUGGUACAAUCAAUGAAGCGUACUUGUUUUUGUCUAACAGCCCAAAGAGACAGCAAAUGUUCCAGCUAACGUUAGAGACGUAUCUGCCUCAGUCUUCUCGCACUAAGCUUCCAGGGCUCUGCAAGACACGCUGGGUAGAACGCCAUACAUGCUUUGAAGUUUUUCUUGAACUGUACGAAGCCCUAGUGACCUUCCUUGACGCUAUUGUGUCUCCACACGAGUACCCUGAUCUCAUGUCGGCUGACAAGGAAUGGAAAUGGGACAGAGAGACAGUGUCGAAAGCUCAGGGGCUAAAAGCAGCCCUCUCGUCAUUUCAGACAAUAUCUGUUUUCAUAACGACUAAAAACGUCCUUGAUUCAGUUAAGGAACUGGCAGGAAAAUUGCAAGAGCGGAACCAGGAUAUACUUGACGCCUACGCAAUGGUUGAUGAAUCGAUUGAAGAGAUCAAAAGUGUGAGAAAAGAUAUCGAUGCAACAUUUGUUUCCUGGUAUAGAGAUAUAACUGAGCUUGCAGCGAACAUCGGCGUAGCGGAAUCAAUUCCUAGGAAAACCAGCCUGCAGAGGAACAGAAGUAACACACCUAGUCAAAGUCCGAUGGAGUUUUAUAAGCGGUCACUUGCAAUUCCACUACUGGAUUCUCUGACAGCGCAAAUGGAAGACCGUUUCCUACGUGAUGGAAGGCAUGUUGGUGCGUUGCUGAAUCUUGUACCAUCAAUAUUUCUAACUUCGAGAGUAGAGUUGGGCACACUCAGAGAAGGCGUUAUGUUUUGGGAAAAAGACCUACCUUUCCCUAAGUCUCUAGAGAAUGAACUCAGGAGAUGGGAAACCCUGUGGAAGAGAAGAAAAGACCGAGAAUCCGUGCAAGAAGAAAUGGUCAGGCAACGUGAGGCAAGAAUUCCUGACAAUCUGCUGCUGUCACUUGGAAAUUGCGAUGUACAUUCGUUUCCGAACAUUCACCGCCUACUUCUGAUUGCCUGCACUCUCCCAAUAACGAGUGCAGAAGCGGAGCGAUCCUUUUCCCUCAUGAGGCGGAUCAAGACUUAUGCAAGAUCGGCGAUGUGCGAAGAGCGUUUCACAGACCUUGGAGUUCUUGCCAUGCAUUACAGUGACCGUAUCCCUGCCGAGGAGAUCGCAAAAGCGUUUGUGCAAGAACAUCCAAGGAGGAUGUUUCAAGCGUCGUUAUUUAGCGAAACAUGAACAGCAUUAAAAACCUAGCGAGCGUUUUCAUAGAGAGAGAGGUGAUUAGGAAACUCUUAAAGGUGAUUAAUUGAGCUGAUUACUGGCAAGACUUGGUCUCUGUGUACGUAACUAGUUAGAGUUGAGAGACCCUAUGAGCGACAACGUGCAUGGAAGCGACGAGAAAUUGAAUGGAAUGACGAAGUCACAUGUCAGUACAACAUGGGGCAUGGGGCGUGGCAAGUUGUAACUUUCAACCCCCCCUUUCUAAAAAUCCUAGA